ACCAGAUAAAGGGAGGUGGGGAGUGGUAGGCGGUGGUGCUGGAGAGUUGGACAAGACAUCCUCUUCAUUCUUUACACAGAUUUUGAGGUUUGAGGUCUUUUUUGUGUUCUUUAACAGUGCUUUCAAUUUGGAUUACGAAGCAUCUUUUGAACUAAGAAAACUAGAGGCAACCCAGGAAGAGGAAUACAAGACCAGGAAUGACAGUAAGCCUCAGAUAUACUGUAGAGAAAAGGAAGAGGAACAAAAUGAUGUACAAAGCAGUUCAUAGAUUUGCUUCAGGCUUCAUGCUGUAGGCUAUGGGAAGACUAUGAUAACCAACGAGUCAUUGAAACUCACUCAUACGACCACACGUUAUCAUUGACUCAGUGAAUAAGGUAAACCGUUUAAUAGUCACUGUGCUCUCUGCCACACAAAAUUAAUAUUGUAAAGACGUAGGUGAUAUAUAGAUAUACAUACAGUAUAUACACAUAUAAAGUCCAGCAGACACACAUACAUUUACACACGGACAAAUACAUAGACUGAAAGAACAUAAAGAACCAACACCCACACAAACUCCCAGAGGCAGCCAUGAGGGUUGUAUUGGUGCUAGGAGGCCUAACUAUCCUGGUCUCUAUGGGCCUGGCGCUGAUCGUCUUUGGCCAGCACCUGACAGAAGCCAAGCUGACCCUGCAGAACCUGCAUCUGGAUCAGAUGCAGCGGACGCGCGUCAACCAACUCAAGGAGAGGCAGUGGCUGGAAAACCUGCUGAAGGGGCAGCUAGACUGGAAGAAGAAGAAUGUGGAGGAGAUGGAGGCAGAGGUGAACAAACUGACCGAAGAGGAGGGGAAGAAGAAGACUGAGGUCGAGGCCUGCCAGGCAGACAAGAAACAAAAGGAGGAAGAACUUGCACCCAUACAGAAGGAGCAGAGUGAUAUUGAAGCGACGUUCAAAACUGAAAAGGAGGCUUGGACUGGGGAGAUCACCACUCUCAAACUGCAGUUGGAGCAGAGUAGCAAAGUGUGUGGUUUUGUAAAGGACUCAACAGAUACAGCGAAAUUAUGUCCACCCAAAGAAGGAGCAGCAAAACCUGAAGCGGCCCCUGUACAAGCUGAAGCGGCCCCUGUAAAAGCUGAAGCGGCCCCUGUACAAGCUGAAGCGGCCCCUGUAAAAGCUGAAGCGGCCCCUGUACAAGCUGAAGCGGCCCCUGUAAAAGCUGAAGCGGCCCCUGUAAAAGCUGAAGCAGCCCCUGUAAAAGCUGAAGCAGCCCCUGUAAAAGCUGAAGAGGCCGCUGUACAAGGUGAACCUGCAUCUGUAAAAGCUGAAGCAGCCCCUGUAAAAGCCGAAGAGGUCCCUGCACAAGCUGAAGCGGCCCCUGCUCCAAAGCAGUAAACGUCUCCAAAGAUACGGUGACAUUAUGCAUCACAAUAGUAAUUAUAUUACUAUUCAUUCGUGAUGCUCACUCAUAUUUAUGUUGUUUGUUUGUGGGUAAUCUUGUGGGUAAUCUUGUGGGUAAUCUUGGCAACCCAAUGUAAAUUACACCAUUUAUGUUAUAUAGUCUGUCCACAAGAGAUUAGGCUGUGGGCAUUGUCAAUGUGUCAGUUUGGCACACUAUGUCAAUGUGCCUAAAGUAAUUAGGUGCUGUUCGUUUUCAAAAACGUUUAAUAUCUUAUCAGUUUUUAAAUAAACGUUUUUUGUUUUUAAUUUCCAUUUUUAUAAAGCCUUUUAGUUAGGCACAGAAAACACGGAAAGAGAAAACACUGCUUUUCCCUGUUGGUGGUUCAUGUGAUGAAGAGGGUGGAACUCCUAUCAAACCUGCACAGUUCAAUACCAAUAUAACUUAGACCAUUAAAGUUUUAAUGUAGCUUACCUUAUCAUCAUCAUCAUUGACUGCCAGGGUAAAACAUAAUAUUGUAAAGCUGUUGGGUGUAAUCUGCCAGGUUAAAAUGGAGCCAGCUGGUGGAUGAGUAAUAUGUAAACAUAGGGUGACAGUGAGCAGCGAGCAAAAUGACCAUAGACGAGAUGUUGACAAUGGCUUAUUAAUAGGCAUAAAUACAUAGUAUUUCUAUGAUUGCAGUCCUCAAAGAUUGAAUUGCAAUGAAUCAAAUGAAUCAGAUUCAAUGGUUUACCGCCCAUAGGGCGGGUGCAGUUUUUUUGUGCUUUGGAAUGUUCGGUAUUCCUGGGAUACCAUGCUGUCACCAUGUAAAUUAUAUAAAAACAUUUAUAAAACGGG
Salmo salar (Atlantic salmon) is the source of this 2209-nucleotide messenger RNA. RefSeq lists its product as uncharacterized. The record is from RefSeq and is a predicted model, not a curated record. NCBI's taxonomy places the organism in Eukaryota, Metazoa, Chordata, Actinopteri, Salmoniformes, Salmonidae.